This is a messenger RNA of Cladophialophora immunda, 3376 nucleotides long. RefSeq lists its product as uncharacterized. Bases 508 to 1656 code for a protein of 382 amino acids. The transcript has a single exon. Lineage: Eukaryota; Fungi; Ascomycota; Eurotiomycetes; Chaetothyriales; Herpotrichiellaceae. The record is from RefSeq and is a predicted model, not a curated record.
CUUGCCGUCUCCUCCCAGGUUUCCUUUCUCAACAACAAAAGCAAAUCGACGGCCAUCCUCACUCUCACCUCCUCUCCCACCCGCACCACCAACGCACAUACAUACUUUCGUUGCACAGGGCAUCCAUUGUAAUAUCCCGAACCCUUCCCCUUGUUGUCCCGAAAACAACCCUCCGUCGAUCAAGUCGAUCUGCAUUCCACUCUGUACAUCCUCCCUCCAGCGCCCGCUGUACUCCAUCCUUCGUCUACAAGCCUCUGUGCCACAACUGCGUGACCUGGCGCAAGUAGAAUACCACUACCCGAAAUCAGCUCACAUUUGGAUCUAUUUAAGAGUCACUCUCUGAUUUCCUGUCUACACUAUGCUGUGCCUCCGGCGCUUUGUCUAAACGCAUGUCACAUCUGUCGACGGCCUAUUUCCUCUAUCUUGACCUGGUAAUCUGGGUCAGUCCUCCCGACCUAGAACACUAAAUAUCCGCAUCACUUGCCUGCGACGUAACAGUCGGUCGUCAUGUCGUCGAAGGAACCAUCCGUCAAUGACAAAGUCAGUGCCAGUACCGAGUCAAGGGACUCGGCCGCUCCUUUGCUGAGAGACUCCUCUGCUCAACCCUCCGGAGCGCAGACCUCUGCGUCGACCGUUGAAGAAACCUCCACCAAGCCGCGGAAGAGGGACUUUUGGAAGUUGGGAAAGAAGCCAGAAGAAGACAAGCACCAUAUAAAGGGGAAAGCCGCCGUUGCCUCGAAAUCCUCUUCCUCCACUGCCAGCCCCUCCGCUGGGUUGAAUCCGACGUCACCCAUCAGGUCCCCGGACUCGGUCAGUGGUUCAGUAUCACCGCACAGAGGCUCUAUGGCUCAUCCCUACGGUGUCCCGGGCUCCCCGGGGUAUGGGCCGAGUAACUCGUCUCCCAGACCGCACUCACCCGCUUCUUCCAUGAUCUUUGAGCGAAAUGUCCAGGAAGAAAUCGCUCUGCCUGAGAAAUCCCCACACUUGCCUUCUCAUGUCCUCAUUGAAAAUCACAUUGCGCCGGCUCUGGAUGCGUCUGCGGAGGCCAUCACGAACGAAAAACUGGACCCCGACACGGUGGAGAUCGUCACUCACGCAACGCAUCAACCUGCUGCUGUGACAAUCUCCGGGCUUGGAGCCGAUCAUUCUCUGGCUUCUUCGGUCCAGGAGGAUUUUCCUUCUUCUUUAACGCAUCGGCAAGACGCCGACACUGGGUCAAAUUACGGAUCCUUGGAUUCGACCGAUGUGCGGCGCCUGAGUUUCAUUUCCUUCGCGGAUGUUGUUCACGGUGAACAGGAGCUGGGAGACCCGCGCCGCGACUCGACCCAUCUAUCGGGCCAUCCGUCCCUCGUUCCGGCUCGCUCGCCGUCUCCUAUUCGAUCGCCCACCUCCUCGGCGGCAUUUGGAACAUCACCACCCACAAGCGUGACCGCCUCUGUGAAGGGAUUCGAGACAUCCCCAAACCGAGCCCCAAGAGGCGCCGGUAGUCCGCUGCCAGGACAGAGCUCACCGCUAGCUACUGGAAAUGAAAUUAACGUUGAAACCAUGCGACAAGCUCUCCGGCGGACCGGGAGCGGAGAUCUGAGCCAUUUCCGCAGUCCGCCAGCCAGCGCAGUGGGCAACGAUGAUGGGACAUACGAGCGACCCUUCAGAUGAGUAUAUGCGAAAAUGAGGCGACGAGCAGCCAAGCAUGAGGUGACAUGAUCUACGCGGGCGCAUAUCAUGGUGGGAAGUUAUACAUCUCGAGAAGAAGGAGUGUGUGGAUAUCUGCGACAGGUAAUAUGUCUUUUUCUUGCACGCUGACCUUCUCCAGGAAGGCGUCUUUUCAUUUCAUUAGGACACUAGAUACCACCUUUUGCUGAAUGAUUAUGAAUUCCUGCCGCCUACAAAAGAGACAAUAUUCUCGAGUUUCGGCUCACUCUACGUUUUCUGGGUCUCUGAAUUGGCUCCGUGAUUGUCGGCUUCGACCGAGAACUGACAGCGCAGAACCACGCAGUCCUCGCUUUGGCCAAUAAAAAUGGACGUUGAUGGUCUGCUGCUCAAUUCUCCAGGAUCAGGGCGCAAUCUCUUCCAUGUUAUCCCCCAGGAGUCGUCAGCGUAUAUUACUUAGGGGGCUCGGCGAGAUGGGCCUGAUGUCCCUAUCCGUCAGCAUCCUCACAUGGACCCUAUUUUGUCAAGCGAGUAAUCAGCAGGCUAGUCGAGGUAUGGUAUUUGGAAUGAUGACACUGAACAGCGAUGCUUGGAAACGAAGAACGACACGCCAUACUAACACAGAACAUCUUCCCAGGAAUACACCCGCCUGUGUGGACCUUCACCGGUUCACAAUGUUGUAUUUGGAGUCCGGAACCCCUCAGUGCCACAGCACACGAUACUGAAUCGACGCUCAUUACAGGAGGCUUCCCAGAUACCAUUGACGUCCUCUAUCAAAUUACAAUAUCCAAAGCAUGGCGAGGACCAUGAUCAGACAUCUCCGUCCUCCGCGUCCUGGAAGGCUGAUUUGAGCUUUGAAAGAAUUGCUUCGGCCUCCCUCAAUGUCUUCUCCAACCUGGCGGCUACAACGUCCAGCACUUCUUCUGGAGCCGCCAGAAGAGCUUCGGUGAUUCUGCAACGCACAGUCAGCGGGUUCGGCCGGAGGCACAGCGACGGCAGCAAGCAUACGCCUCUUCGUCGUCCACAAAGCUUCCGAUCUGAGCAAGAUCCCAGUCUCGGUCGAGGGUGUCCUCGGCACCUCCUGUGAAGCCGUUAUUCCAUGCAACUGUCUGUGGAUGAUGAUCCUCCUCUUCUACAGUCAUCAAGGAAGUGUCUUUUGUCUCAUGGUCGAAACUAGCCUGGCUGGACCUGGACUGAUAUGGGACAUCCAGCUGCUCACUCUCGAUCAAGGAGUCUUGCGUAUGAUUGUGGCCCAUAACUCCAGUGAUGGCGACUGUGCUUGACCCUGACGAAGAGAGGGUGCGCUUUGCGGAUUCUCUGGAGGUACUCUGUGAUGGCUUGAGCCUCUUGACGAGUCUUGGACACUGCUCCUGACCUGAGUGGCUUGGUGGAUGCUUCUUGUUCUCGCGAAGUCGAGAUUCUGGUACGCUGGUCUCGACGAUGAUCUCUGGUAUGAAGGAUUUGUUUGAGUUCAUGGUGACAGAAGAUGGUUACGUGUUUUAGGAACGUUCGUGUAUAUCAGACAGAAAGAACCUGAAUACCUCUGGGGGAGACAGAAUGCCCCUGGAAUACCUCUGAGGAGAGAGAAUUCCCCGAACUGCUUCUGCGAAAGGGUGCAUUUUCCCGGACUACUUAUACUCUGUGCCUGCAGUCCAGCCUCAUCUGCCUAGCACCGUGGGCGGUUGUCCCGACAUGUUUGGACUCGAUCCUGCUCAACAACUUUUGU